AUGGCGACUCUCCAUACGGCACUGGAAUCCCUGAAGCCGACGUCAAUUGACGAAAUACCUACUGAUCAUGCAGAGCUAUCAUUAUACAUCAAGGAUCUCCUCGUCCAAGCCAGAUUGAUCGUGGAAUCUGUGCCCGAACCUCGUUUACUUUCUUCAGAUGCUAAUCCCGCCUUCAUAUCUAGCUCCAAUGGGGCUUUGAAGAAUAGCGCAGAGAGCCUAGAAAACGUAUCAUGCACGAAGAAUCCGCCAGCCCUACGCGCCUCCUCGUCUACACCCGCAGUUGACGCUUCUGAUAUAGCUGCAUGGCAGAAAGAAUGGGGGAAACCAUUCAACAAGGUUGAGAAUGCGAAAGACAAUCCUAUGCGAAUACCCAUUUUUAAGUUGAAGAGCAAAGACGGCAAAGGCACAUGGUUUGCUCGUCGGAGUGUUCAUCAUGGGCCCCUCCCAUAUAGUAUAUUCAGAGAUAAGCUCCGGCUCGAAAUACCGGAAACAAUGAGGAUAAUGGAGGAAACAGGGGAAGCUUCAAAUAUCCGGGGAGUUGGAAGUGAGAGGCGCUUAGAGAGACGAGUAGUGCCAAAGGAUCCUGCUUCUGCAGAGGCUAUUGGGAGCCACGAGGAUGAGCUGGGUGCAAUCGAGGUGCACCAUCUCUCUGCACAUUUCCCGGGCCCCUCGUCGUCGCGCGAUUUUGUUACAUUAUUAAUUUCUUCGGACAGGGCAGUAGAUGUGUCGCAGGAUACGGAUGAAGAAUGCAGCAAUGAGGAACAUGACGCUUCUCGGGCUUUUGUCAUUAUUUCGAAGCCAUGCAAACAUCCUGAUGCUCCUGAACGUGAAGGUUAUGUGAGAGGCCAAUACGAGUCUGUUGAAAUGAUAAGGGAACUACGUACUAUGACGAUGGGGAACCAGCAAGAGGGCGUGGGAGAUAAAGAGAGCCCCAGGCCUGUCGAAUGGACUAUGGUCACCCGAAGUGACCCGGGAGGCAGUAUCCCAAGAUGGAUGGUAGAGAAGGCCACUGUUCCAAGUAUCGUUGCCGACACAAAGAAGUUUAUGGACUGGGCAACUCGGGACCAGAAGGACACUUCGUCUCCACGCUCGUCGAUAGAUAGCGGACAAUAUGAAGGGCACCAUAAGACCGGGCCUGAGUCAGACACACCUGCGGACUACCGGUCGCUGAACAUGGCAAGAUCUACAGAAUUAACCGAUCAUCAAGGAUCUGAUGACGGUUGGAGUACACCAGACAUAAUGUCAACACGGUCAACGGGGUUUACUACUGCAAUGUUCCAAGGUCUUUCCUCGACACUCGUCUCAAUGGCACCAAGAACACUUUUCGACUUCAUCAAUAUAACGGCAGACGCUCAUCAAUCAAGUGACGAGAGUUCGACAACAGAAAAAGAUCUUGGGACCGAAAAUGUUGGACACCGCACAAUUAAUGAUGAUGAUAGCGCUUCUAUGUCCUAUGCCAGCGUCAACUCUCACCCACGAGAUAUUAGCAAGGAGGUGGGUUUUUCGGAAGCCCAGGAAAGCAAAUCUUGUUUGCACGAAACAGUCAUUGAUGGUGAAUCCGAGCCUGUGGUCCCAGGCAGUGCCGAGGGCAGCAUCCGCUCCCAAAAUGAAGAUUUAGUUUCGGCAAACUGUGACAAGGAGUUUUCCAAACUCAAUGGUCGAAAAGCCCAGAUAAUACAGGAGCUUGAGGCGAACCAUGAAGAGCGAAACAAGUUAUUAACACAAAUAUCUCACCCUUCCACGGAUAGGGGUACAGAGAGCAAAGUCGAGACAAACGCGACCUCCCACGAAAAACAACUAAUGACACUAGAGCGCAAAGAGGGAAAAUUAACCUCUCGCCUUCAAAAAUACGACGCGCAGCAGCAAAAGAUAAUCGCAAAAAUCGAGUCCAAACGCCGUAAAGAAUCGGGGAAAGACGCGAAGAGAAAGCUAAAGGCGGAAAUAGAUACGUUGAAAAAACAGCUGUCAAGAGCUAAAUCAGAAACUGACGGGUUGAGGAAGGAGAGGAGCCACUGGCUCAGUAUAGUAGAAAAGCUACAGCAAGAGAAUGCCAGGCUUGAAACAGAGUUGCGGAAAGAAAAGGGUGUCGUAGACGGAGUCAAUUGA
Messenger RNA from Ophidiomyces ophidiicola, 2106 nucleotides. RefSeq lists its product as uncharacterized. NCBI's taxonomy places the organism in Eukaryota, Fungi, Ascomycota, Eurotiomycetes, Onygenales, Onygenaceae. Bases 1 to 2106 code for a protein of 701 amino acids. The record is from RefSeq and is a predicted model, not a curated record. The transcript has a single exon.